Molecule: messenger RNA, 3183 nt
Organism: Ruditapes philippinarum (Manila clam)
Lineage: Eukaryota; Metazoa; Mollusca; Bivalvia; Venerida; Veneridae
Product: inhibitor of growth protein 1-like
Exons: 4
Coding region: 147-950 (267 amino acids)
Biological process (GO): positive regulation of DNA-templated transcription
Cellular component (GO): nucleus
Source: RefSeq, a predicted model, not a curated record
UACACAAAUUUGAAACGAGGCUUGUAUUCAACUUAACGGCGAGGGAAAACAAUCCGUGUGUUGAUAAAUACACACAUUUCCGUAACGUUUUGCUACUUACCAAAUGGAAAAUUUAUUUGAAAGGUGAUAGAAUUACAUUGAUAAAUAUGUCUAUUUUAAAUCAAGCAGCCGUGGAAGCUCUUUGCUCGGCUACAUAUUUAGAAAAUUACCUUGAAACUAUGGACAACCUGCCAGACGAUUUGCAACGUAUAGUGACUCAACUCAGAGAACUUGAUAUUCAAUGCAGAAGUCUCUUACAGGAUACUGAACAACAUAAAGAAGUUUAUUUGAAGGAAGAGAAUGGACCUGCAAAGAAAAAGGCAUUUAUUGCAAUACAGAGAACACUUGUGAAGUGUCAGGAAAUUGGAGAUGAAAAAUUACACCUUUUAACAUUGAUUCAUGAAUUCAUAGAGAAUAGGCAUAGACAACUUGACCAAGACAGGGAAAAUCUGGGAAUUUUGUUUGAUCCUACCUCAACAUCAUCAUCACGUGAUCAUGAGCGUGAGGAGUUCACACCACAACCUCCUGUGGUUAACAAUAUCAAGGUCAAUAAACAAGAGGAACGAAUUGUAGAGCAAAGAAUAAUUACUACAAGCAAGAGACAAAGACGACAGAAAAAUCAUGACACACUUAUAAAAGAAGAGGAAGAGAAAAUUCCAAAGAAAAAGAAGAAAAGGAAGACAAAGAAAGAUAAAGAACAGUCUCCUAUUGAUCCCCCUAUUGACCCUGAUGAGCCUCUUUAUUGUUUAUGUCAACAAGUAUCAUAUGGUGAAAUGAUUGGUUGUGACAAUGAUGCAUGUGCAAUAGAAUGGUUCCAUUUUAAUUGUGUAGGACUUACCAGUAAGCCAAAAGGAAAGUGGUUUUGUCCAAAAUGCCGAGGAGAUACAUGCAAAGUUAUGAGGAAAAUGUAGCUAAAACUUAAUCUUGUGUUUACAAAGUUUACAAAUGAUAAGAUAUAUUAUCUUAGCAUUACAUUUAGUAAUUAAGGAUAGUAAAAAAGAAUGGCAUUUAAUUUUUUAUGCAUGUUAAGAAAACAAAUGAAAUUCAGUCCUGUAUUACAGCUAUAUGACAAUGAAGGUUUUGAAAGUUUUUAAGUCAUUGUGCUAUUUAUAUUUCACCUGUAGCUUUAGAACUAUGCAUUUAUUUUAAUAUGAAUUUUUUCUUCUGUUAAAUGACAAAUUAUUGAUAUAGAAGACAGGCGCGUAGCUAGCCUAUAAAGAAUGUGGAUUCAAAAUAAUCUAGGGGGGUCAGGGGGCAUGCCCCCCCUGAAAAUUUUGAAAUAAAUGGUGCAAUUUGGUGCGUUUUGGGGCCUCCGGAGAGCUUUCUUGACCAACGAAAAUCCAUUUAUUUUAGCAUAAAAAUGGAGAUGAAUAGCUUUACUUUCGUUUAUUUCAACUAGUCUACAUUUCACAGCAAGUCUAACUUGCGGCCUUUGCUGGCCGCAAACUCAUUAAUGAUAAUAUCAAUAUCUAAACCCAUGUGUCUGUAGGCGUGCAACAGCGCUAGUCCAGACAUCCGUUCUGUGAGCAUCGUUGAUCUCAUGUAGUUUUUCAGGCGUCUCAUCAUUUACAUUUCGAAAAUACGGCGCGUGCAAACUUCCGACUUUGAAGAGCUGCAAAGGCCGACAGCUUUUCAAAAAAAUACUACGGUGUGGUGUACGAUUUAGGCUAUAUGAUUUAUAAAGUAUUCAGUGUGGUAAUAAUCAGAUCUGGCGAACGCGGCUGAAUUUCAAACCACAUUUUUUUUACUAAAAAAUUUUUUUUUGGUCAAAAUAAUGUGGAUUCAGCUGCGUCCUCGCGUAUAGGCAGCUACGCGCCUGGAAGAUCAAAAUACAUAAAUUAGUGCAUUAAAUGAUUCAAAGGGGAUAUAACUCUUUUUAUUUCACAAUUAUGUACAAGUGUACACAAACAGUAUUGAAACAGUAAAUCUAUUUUUUUUCACUGAAUUUCCUCUGCGACUAUGAAUUUCAUUAAAACAUAUUAUAUUUACAAUGUUUUAGAUAUAUUUAUAACAAAUUUUUAUUUUUAAAUUUGUAUUGUAAGCCCUUCAGGCUUGUUUAACAUCAAAGAAUGUAUUGGUUACACAAACACUAGAUUCUUAUGUGGCUUGAAAUAGAAAGUGCUAAAUUUAUUCUCUCACACAAGCGGCAGUUUACCUAUACCAAAGAGGGGUCUGGUUAAAUGUAACAGAUAUGUAAGCAUUUGUUGAAAAUCAUAUAUUAAUCCUGUUGUCAAAUCAGGGGAGGGAACUUUAAGUUAAAAUUUGUACAACAGGGGCAGUAACUGUAGUCACAUAUGGGUGGGGGCUUAUAAUGCUGUCAAUUAGUGAUUGGCAUAAUAGAAAUGAUUUUUGACUACUAAGAUGUUAUUUAAGGUUUGCCCUUCUGUAUUUAAGUAUUCAAAAUCUGUUUAUAGUAACAUGUGAAUAAUACAAGGGUUAAAGGGACUUGACUGAGGUUUUUUGGCAUGACAAACUAUGGACUAAUUUUUCGAGGUUUGUUUUUAGCACGAUGUAGGUCUAAACCAACGACUUGUUUGCAAAAUUUCUGAUCAUUCGCUCACUCUGUUAUUCCAGAGUAUUUAUUCUAAUUGUGAAAAAUGAUCAAAUAUUGAAAAGCAUUGCAACGUUUUUCACUCAGAUCUCAAAUCAAGCUAAAAAUAGCACAAAAAUAUGUUAUCAUAUUUGUGUUUGCAUAUUUCUUAAUUUUCUUUUGCAUAUCUACCUGUGUUUAAUGCCCAUAUUGAUUUCUGGAAGAAAUUGAAAUUUUAUGUCUUUAGGGUUUAGGACCUCAGUGGGGUUCCUUUAAACAUUGGGUAUUUAUUAUUGCUUGGUAAUAGAAAGUCUUGGAUGUUAUUGAGUUCUUACAGUAUAAUUUAAGUGCAGUAUUAAAGAUGAAAUAUAUAUUCCUUCUAGAAUAAAUACUAAGGUUAAUAAAAGGUAAAACUUUAUUUGAUUGGUGUUGUUUUGUAAGUAAUCAUGAGGUAAAAAAGAAAAUUUAAAUGAAAUUUGAAAUAGUCAGGCAUUUUUUUAUUAUAGUAAAAUGAAAUGAGCUACAGUUAUUCAUUGUUACAAAUAAGGAAAUAUGUAACUGUAUGAGUUAUAUAUUUAAGUAACUGUUUUAAUAAAAUUGUACAAGAAAACCUA